Molecule: messenger RNA, 3458 nt
Organism: Paramuricea clavata
Lineage: Eukaryota; Metazoa; Cnidaria; Anthozoa; Malacalcyonacea; Plexauridae
Source: the annotation of a GenBank genome assembly
AGGAUAUCUAUAAUGCAAUUUUUCAACUACGUUAUGAGAAAAGGUAUGCAUAGGACCUAAAGAAAAUGAAAUUGUUAUAAUUUGUUUAACUUUUAUUUCCAAACAAAAAUUUGAUCAUGGUAAAAGGUUUAUGCAGCUUUGCCAGUCAUUAACGUGGUAUAAUUUCUCUGUUUAGUUUGGUUGCAUCAAACAAGAAUUGGUCUUAGUCUCUACGAUGUAACAGGACAAGGAUAUCUUAGAGAAUGUGUAAGCACAGAAAUUGAAAAUCAAAUAAAAAAAAUAAAUGAAUAUGCAGUACAUUAUGAUCGUGUAAAUUUUUGAGAGGUGUACACCCACCUGUGAAAAAUUAAAAAAUCUUUGCCCACCUACUGUAGGUGAAAAAUUUCAAAAUUUUCACCCACCUGUGAAAAGUUCCAAAGGUUUUGAAGUCGUUUCCUGCAGUAUUCGAGAGUAGUUUUGAACAGUAAUUCUGUCUUAUUUAUCGCCUUGUUUUUCCCCCAACAAACUGUAAAUUAAUUGCCAAUUCGUAUAUAUCUUUGUAGGAUCUUGAAAACUAUAUUCUGGAGUUAAUACCAACACUACCUCAGGUAUUGUAACUUUUUGACGAUGGUUACACCCUAACUACAGUCCAGACGAGGGUUACCCGAACUGCAGUGUAUUUAUUUGUAAUGCAAUUUUUGGCUUACAGUUUUAUUAUAUGUAACUUCAAAUCUUCUUUUUUAAUCUCCACUCUAGCUCGAGGGAUUAGAAAGAUCUUUCUAUUCGUUUUACGUCUGCACUGCAGUGAGGAAGUUUUUCUUUUUUCUUGAUCCCAUGAGAAAAGGUAUGUGAAUUUUGAGGUCGUUUUUACUACAUGUAUUCAGUUACAGGUAAACUACGGCAAGAGUUCCUCUUUUAAGGGCCGUUUAAACGGGCGAUUUUAGGGGCGAUUUUCUCCUUUUGGAGGAUGUGAAGGAGUGAAUGAGUUAUAAAUGUUCCAGGUUAUGAAAUCUCACAAUGACAUCAUUAAGUAAUCCACUCCUUCACAUCUUCCACCAAAAGGAGAAAAUUGUAACUAAAAUCGCAGCAAAAAUCGCCCGUGUAAACGAGCCUUUGAAUUCCUAACUUGAUUGUAAUUUUCCUGAUUAGGGAGCGGUCAUUAUGUAUGGCGGGGGGUGGCACCGAAGAGAAAAGGGUUGGGUGAACAUAAUUUUGAGUGAAUAAAAGGGUUGGGUAAAUGAAAAACAAAACAACUCAAGGGUUGGGUAAUAAAAAUGAAUUGUUAUUCCCAAAGCAUGAUUUACUCAAAUAUUGAAGACUAAAAGGCAAUGUCAACAGUCAUAUGUCAAUACAAUAUGUAAAUCAAUCAAUCAAUCAAUCAAUCAGAGUCACUCACUAUCUUCAUUAUUUUCCGAUUUCUCAGGAGGCAAAUGGUGUCUCCAAAGAAAAGUGUAUGUGCGGACAACAUGAAAUUUCAGACUGCAGAAAACUGCACAAGCGGCUUUCAAAUUCAUGUCACAUACAGUAAGUGGCAUGUGUGACAACUGAAUGGUAUCCUUUUGUAAAGUUUUUUGCCCAGGGGUGGGUAUUUAUUAAUGGUUGGGCAGAAAACAUAUAGUUUUUGGCCCAGUGGUGGGUAUUCAUUAAUGGUUGGGGCAGCAAAAUAUUUACCACGAAAAACAUAUUCUCUUUGGUGCACAACCCCCUGCAAUAAAUAAUGACCGGUCUCUUACCUUAAAGUUUGCAAAUUUGAAAAACUGCCUUGCAAAUCCCGUGAGAGAAUUUGCAAUGCUCCUAAAAGCCAAUUAGAGUUUUGUCAGUUCCUGUUAGAAGUUCUUAACUUCCUGUUACAAGUUCCUAACUUCCUGUUCUGUUCUGUUCGUUGUAAUAGGCCCUUUCAAGGUUAUACAGACGCCAUUUGCCUUGCAAAUUGACCUAUAGGGAACUACAUUGUUUUUGCACCUACGAAAAAUCAUGCAUCUUCAAUAAUAAUAAUUCUUUGCUAUAUUUAUUAUUAAGGCAAAAUAAAAAUACAAGACAUUCUGGCUUGCAGUUUCCUAGAUGAUUUAUUGGAGGUAGGGAAUAUUUCAGAAAAUUCUUAUUUCACAACAAAUAAACCCUUAAGGUCCAUACAGACCGAACGUGAUUCGACAACGCGACGCGAAUUUUCUGUUUCUAAAAACAAAUAAAACCGACGGAUAAAAAAUUUUACAAGAUAUGCAGACCAAAUAGCUAAAAUUGCUUAAGUGGUUCCGAAUAUUUGAAAAACAUUGAAAAAUACUGAAGUUAUAAAUGUCAUUAAAAAUCGAAAAUUCGCGUCGCGUUGCCAAAUCGCGUCCGGUCUGUAUGAACCUUAACGCUGGAACCCGGAGUGUGAGUUCAAAUGGGGCAGUAUCUCCUCUUGAUUUCCUUAAAACCUCUAGAUCAAUGGUAAUUAAUAUAAGCUUUCUCACAGAUUUUUCAAGAAUGCAAAAAAAUACCCGCAAAACUUUCAUUAACGUAUAACUUGUUCCAUAAACAUCUAGCUUCGUGAUGAAGAUUUAUCCAAAGAACAGCAAGAUUCCAACUGGUUUUCAGCACCAUCGGCACUGAGAGUUUAUGGUAAGAGAGCAAAAUUACAGUCAAUAUAUGACUCAACCUCUACCUCAGGGUCGUCUUCGUGAUCAAGGCUUGAAGUAGAGAAAAAAUAUGGCCUGCCAGUUUAAAGGCACAGUUCAGCCUGUUGAGCGAUGGUUUUUAAGGCACAUUUCAGCCCUAUUAAUUGAAAAAACUAACUAGGAAAAUCAAUUAAGCAUAAUUCAAAAUCAGUAAACUCGAUGUUUUUAACAAUAUGAAUGUUUUAAAAUGUUAAAAACAUUAAGAUUGGUGAUUUUGAAUUAUGCUUAAUUGAUUUUCCUAGUAAGUUUUUUCAAUUAACAGGGCUGAAAUGCGCCUUAAAAACCAUCGUUCAACAGGCUGAACUGUGCCUUUAAAUUUUUUUGUCAGGUGAAAUAAAUUUUAGCCUGCCAUUUUUAUUCAUGGAACUGCCAAAAUGGCAAUGUCUCCUAUGAGUCAUAUUGUAAAAACCAAUGUUUUCAUGAUAUGCAUUUUACUACAGUAAAAAUUCUUGUGUAAAAAUUCUAAAUGUAUUUAGUCAUCUAAAUAAUCUAGUAUACAGUACAUAUGAGUUGUGGCAAGCAAAUGAAAUGAAAUAUAUCUAUAGAAUUUCACCUGCCACUUUUUCUACUUUGGCGGUUCAAAUUUGUUUUGCCUGCCAUUUCUAAAAUAUGGCCCGCUUUUGGGCAUUGGCAGCCCGCUAUUUCGAGCCCUGUUCGUGCUGCCUUGGGGACGAGGUUGUAUAUGACUAAUGCGAAACUAAUGUCAACUUCUACGACAUUCUUUGUUAAACUGUUUCAUUUCUCACCAUAAAUAGGACAAUAUUUAAACUUGGACAGUGAUCACAAUGGCAUGCUAAGUAAAGAUGAACUUCUAAGGUAAGG